Messenger RNA from Megachile rotundata (alfalfa leafcutting bee), 417 nucleotides. Its product is annotated as general odorant-binding protein 19d-like. Gene Ontology annotation, molecular function: odorant binding. Gene Ontology annotation, biological process: sensory perception of smell. NCBI's taxonomy places the organism in Eukaryota, Metazoa, Arthropoda, Insecta, Hymenoptera, Megachilidae. The record is from RefSeq and is a predicted model, not a curated record.
AUGAAGGGUGGAUUCAUUGUUCUUGGUGUUCUGUUAAUUGCUGCAACGAUUCGUGCGGAGGAUUACAUAGACGUCUAUCUGGGAUUAAUGAAAGAAGCGAUCCAAGCAUGCGCCAAGGAAAAUGGCUACACAGACCAGAAUGCUCGAGAAAUAUUUGAUAAGGAAAUGACCUUAGGAGAGGAGAAUGCUACGUGUCUUCGUGCAUGCGUCAUGAAAAUGGGCGCCUUCAUGCACCACUCGAAGAUAAAUAAACACAACGUGAACACGUUCCUCGGAGUUGUGCACGGUGAAAAUCCGGAAUUGCUUAAGAAAUUGGAGAAAGGUGCAAGUGAAUGCAUUGAUAAAGUUGACGACAUCGCUGACGAGUGCAAAAAGGCGUACGUCUAUAUUCAAUGUUUCUUGGACAAACAUCAAUGA